AUGGCAUUUGAUCUAUCUCUUGCUCAACCAAUAGCAUCCGUAUUAAAUUCAACUAGUUCUUGUAAUACAACAUUGAUUGAUUUUCUUUGCUACGCUCUUGCACGUGAUAUUCCAUCAUAUUUAUCAAAGCAUUCAUCUUAUUGUUCUCAUCAAACUCUGACAUCUAUUAUUGAAUGGAAUUCAUCUCAUUCACAAUAUAUUCCUUAUCAUCAAUCAUUAUUUAUACGAGCUAUAGAAUCACCAAUUACACAGGAAAUAUAUGAUGAAUAUAAAAAAUCAGUUGAAGAAUAUAUAACAAUUGGUAAUAAUGAUAUAUUUGCUGGUACAACAAUAUGUGGUAUACCACGUGCUAAUUUAACAUUUGAUUAUUAUAAUUCUGAACAUAAAUAA
Rotaria sp. Silwood2 is the source of this 390-nucleotide messenger RNA. The record is from the annotation of a GenBank genome assembly. Lineage: Eukaryota; Metazoa; Rotifera; Eurotatoria; Philodinida; Philodinidae.